AAGUUCGAGGACCCAAUGUGCAAUUUCUUCUAGAAAAAGCCGCCUUUUUUCCCAAUAAAAUGCAAAACUGCUCGGCAACAAUGUCGUAUACGAUGAAGCCAUAACGUAGUUCACAGUGUUGUAUACGUAGUUUGACAGCCAUAGCUCCCUGCUGUCAUCCCUGAUUCGUGAUCAAUUUUCUCAGAAACAAGAAAUGUGGAUUUUUGGGAUAAAAGGGGAAUCCGGGUUCUCAGCUUCCUCAACAGCCGAAGAAGUUACCGAAGGGAUUGAUGGAACUGACCUCAUUGCCAUUGUUACAGGAGCCUCGUGUGGCAUUGGAGCAGAGACUGCCCGUGUCCUAGCCUUGCGUGGAGUACAUGUAAUUUUGGCAGUUCGCAAUCUAGAAAGUGGUAGAGCAGUUGCAAGAAGAAUAGUUAAAGAGAUUCCUAAUGCUAAAGUCAAUGUCAUGGAAUUGGAUCUUAGCUCCAUGGCUUCUAUAAGGAAGUUCGUGUCAGAAUAUAAUGCCUCGGGUUUGCCCUUGAACCUCCUCAUUAAUAAUGCAGGGGUUAUGGCUACGCCAUUCAUGCUCUCACAAGACAACUUAGAGUUGCAAUUUGCAACUAAUCACAUUGGUCAUUUUCUUCUGACGAAUCUAUUGUUGGAAAAGAUGAAACGGACAGCUCAUGAGUGCCGCAAAGAAGGAAGGAUUGUUAAUGUUUCAUCAAAUGCACAUCAAUUACCAUACAGUGAAGGAAUUCGUUUUGACAAAAUUAAUGAUGAAAAAAGUUAUAAUAGAAUAUAUGCUUAUGGGCAAUCGAAGCUCGCCAACAUAUUGCACGCUACUGAACUUGCAAGGCGCUUGAUGGAACAAGGAGCACAGAUAACUGCAAAUUCACUUCAUCCAGGAGCAAUCGCCACCAAUCUUCUGCGUCAUAAUGGUUUCUUCGAUGGGAUUGUUAACUGGAUUGGGAAAUACAUCAUAAAAAACAUCCCACAGGGCGCUGCAACCACGUGCUAUGUCGCAUUGCAUCCACAGGUUGAAGGGCUAAGUGGCGAGUACUUUUGUGAUAGCAAUGUUUCACUGCCAAGCUCGCUUGCUACAGAUGCAGAUUUGGCCAAGAAACUUUGGGAUUUCAGCUUGAAUCUAACAAGCCAGUAGCCAGUUUGAAUGGAUUUCAUUUUCUUCUCCUCUCUUUAUGCUUGCCUAUCUUUUACCUUUUUUCAUUGCUGAGAUUUCUGCUGUGGAAUGGUGUCUGUCUGAAACUCAUGAAUUGCAGGAUGAACUCUCUCUGUAGUGAUCAGAUUGUCCAUCUUCAUAUCUCUGUUUGAAGAAAAUGAAUAAGAUUUUACCAUUUUUUUCUA
Messenger RNA from Ipomoea triloba (trilobed morning glory), 1341 nucleotides. Its product is annotated as short-chain dehydrogenase TIC 32, chloroplastic-like. Bases 194 to 1138 code for a protein of 314 amino acids. NCBI's taxonomy places the organism in Eukaryota, Viridiplantae, Streptophyta, Magnoliopsida, Solanales, Convolvulaceae. The transcript has 8 exons. The record is from RefSeq and is a predicted model, not a curated record.